ACUGGGCUGCAGUGUCAGUGUGUGCUCUGCUGGGGAGUGGAGAGUAUUUUCCUCUCUCUCUCUCUCUCUCUUUCUCUCCCCCCUCCUCUCUCUCACCGUCGAUCAUGAUGAAGAGCAAGAACAAGGAAGAAGAAGAGGUGUCUGGGACAUUCACAUGGGUGAUCGAAAACUUCUCUAAGCUCAAGAACGAAAAUCAUUACUCUGACGUUUUCACCAUCGCUGGUUUCAAAUGGAGGAUCCUAGCACGGCCGAAGGGCAACGAAGUAAAUUCCGAAAUGCACUUCUCCAUGUACUUGUGUGUCCCAAGUGCUUCAACUCUGGAACCUGGUUGGACUAAAUUUGCCCACUUCAGCUUGAGUGUGCUCAAUCAACUGGACAGCAACAAGACAAUCACAAUGGCUACAAAGGGCUCUUAUAAAGAGUUCAAAGAACACAGUAGUGAAUGGGGCUUCAAAUCAUUCAUGCUGCUCAGUGAACUUUAUGACAAGACUGCAGGUUAUCUCGUGAAUGAUAAAUGCAUUGUUGAAGUGAAGGUCCGUAUUCCAAUAGACCAAAGAGCAAAUGGUUUUGCAGAAUCUGCACUUAUGGAGCCCAUAAAGAAAGAGCGUGGUGGGCAGGAACCUUCACAUGUGCAUUCGGUGCAUACUCCAGAAUCUUCUCCUACACCUAAGACACCAAGUUCAGAACUGCCGACUCCUUUCCAAGAAACAUCAGGUCCUGAACAAGUUUGCACCAAGGCUAUUGUUGAAAGCCUUCCUGACCCUUCUCUAGUUAAGGAGCUUGAGGAAAUUCCCACCAAACCAACAGGGGAGCUUUUGGAAUUUCGUGGGUUGGGACUAAUAGAGAAAGCUUUCGUUCCACUGCUGGAGGAAGCUUGUUCAUUGCAUCCUUCAUUGAUUGAGUGCGUACGUAAGAAGAAUCGUAAAGUUGUAGAAUGUGCUUUGACAGCGCUCGGAGGGCUCUUGCAUUUUCUUAAAACAACAAAGGUCAAGGAUAUGAAUGGGGAUGCCUUUACUCAUCUUCGAAGUUUAUGGGAGGAUGUCGAGAUGUUCAGAUUUGACUUGGCUUGGCUGGAGCCACAUGUUCAAUCGGCUUUGGGUAUGAAGAAAUUUCUGGAAAGGGCAAGGAGAGUGAAGAGGUUGAGAGAAGACGUUGAAGCUUUGGAUAAUGAGAAGAAGAGGCGGAGUGCUGCCCUUGCUGUCACAGAGGCAGAGCUUGAGGAAGCAAAGAGAGAGUUGGCUAAGGAGGAAGAGGGCUUCAACGAGAAAGAUAUGGAUUCUGAGCUAGGUUGUGGUGAGUUAGUCCUAUCAUAGAAGUUUCUCUUUGAUAUGAGUUGUAGGACGGACAUAUGAGAGAGAUAGACAUGUAUAGUAAGCUAGUUUUGGGAACCGUUUAUAUAUUUCACGGUUUACGACUAGUUUUGUGCACCUUCAUCAACUUCCUGGUCUGAUCGAUUAGGCAGGAUGUCCGUGUUGAUAGCCUUUGUUCAAGUGAGUUAUUUGAAUUUACUUUCGUCAAAAAUGCAUCUUUUACUUUGAUAUUGAUGUAAGAACAAGUUUAUAACACCUUAUCCAAGAAUCAAGGAUUCAUCCAAUUGAAUCACAA
This is a messenger RNA of Malus domestica (apple), 1605 nucleotides long. Its product is annotated as MATH domain and coiled-coil domain-containing protein At3g58370-like. The record is from RefSeq and is a predicted model, not a curated record. NCBI's taxonomy places the organism in Eukaryota, Viridiplantae, Streptophyta, Magnoliopsida, Rosales, Rosaceae. Gene Ontology annotation, molecular function: protein binding.